Molecule: messenger RNA, 1812 nt
Organism: Lynx canadensis (Canada lynx)
Lineage: Eukaryota; Metazoa; Chordata; Mammalia; Carnivora; Felidae
Gene: TMPRSS5
Product: transmembrane serine protease 5
Exons: 14
Coding region: 1-1812 (603 amino acids)
Biological process (GO): proteolysis
Cellular component (GO): plasma membrane
Molecular function (GO): serine-type endopeptidase activity
Source: RefSeq, a predicted model, not a curated record
AUGAUCCUGAAUUCCACUGAGGAGGGAGUCAUGCUGGCAGCUGGGGAUGGAGAGUGGGCUGUGACUUCUCACCGUGGUGUGGGGAUCCUGAGUGACCGACAGUUAUUUUCCCAGAGCCUGAUGCCGGAUGGCCAAGCCCACAUGGAGCCUCAGUAUGCAGAGGAGGGUCCAGGACCUGGGAUCUUCAGAGCAGAGCCAGGAGACCCACUGAGGAGGCCUGAGGCCCAGCAGCAGCCCACCUCUCGGGCGGGGCGCUGGUGCUCAAGGCGGCGCGGCUGCGUGGGUCUGGGCGCCCUGGCGCUGCUGGCUGGUGCGAGCGUCGGCUCAUGGCUUCUCGUGCUGUAUCUGUGGCCAGCCGCCUCUCAGCCAUCUCCCGGGAACUUGCAGGAUGAGGAGAUGCCUUUGAGCUGCUCAGAGGCCAGUGGUGAGGAAGCCCUGCUCCCUUCGCUUCCCAGAACAGUAUCUUUCAGAGUCAACCCUGAGGGCUUCUUGCUGGCAGUACAGGUGAGGGCUCGGCCAGACUGGCUCCUGGUCUGCCACGAGGGCUGGAGCUCUGCCCUGGGGCUGCGGAUCUGCCAGAGCCUGGGACAUCUCAGACUCACUCACUACAAGGGAGUGAACCUGUCUGACAUCCAGCUCAACAGCUCCCAGGGGUUUGCUCAGCUCUCUCCAGGACUGGGAGGCUUCCUGGAGGAGGUGUGGCAGCCCAGGGACAGCUGUGCUUCUGGUCAAAUCGUUUCCCUCAGAUGCUCUGAGUGUGGGACGAGGCCCCUGGCUUCCCGGAUAGUUGGCGGGCAGGCCGUGGCUCCCGGGCGCUGGCCCUGGCAGGCCAGUGUGGCCCUGGGCUCCCGGCACACCUGUGGGGGCUCUGUGCUGGCCCCACGCUGGGUGAUGACGGCCGCACACUGCAUGCACAGUUUUAGGCUGUCCCGGCUGUCCAGCUGGCGGGUGUACACGGGGCUGGUGAGCCACAGUGCCGUCAGGCCGCACCAGGGGGCUGUGGUGGAGAGGAUCAUCCCUCACCCCCUCUAUAGCACCCAGAAUCACGACUACGACGUCGCCCUCCUCCAGCUCCGGACACCGCUCAACUUCUCAGACACCGUGGGUGCUGUGUGCCUGCCAGCUGAGAAGCAAGAUUUCCCAAGGGGCUCACAGUGCUGGGUGUCUGGCUGGGGCCACACCGACCCCAGCCACACCCACAACUCAGACACGCUGCAGGACACGGUGGUGCCCCUGCUGGGCACCCGGCUCUGCAACAGCUCCUGCAUGUACAGCGGGGCCCUUACCCCCCGCAUGCUGUGUGCCGGCUACGUGGACCGGAGGGCCGACGCGUGCCAGGGUGACAGCGGGGGCCCCCUGGUGUGCCUGGACGGGGGCACGUGGCACUUGGUGGGGGUGGUCAGCUGGGGCCGCGGCUGCGCGGAGCCCAAUCACCCUGGCGUGUACGCCAAGGUUGCCGAGUUCCUGGACUGGAUCCAUGACACUGCGAGGGUGAGUGCCCGCCAGAUGGAGGAGGAGCUGCAGACCCAGGUGCAGAAGGCACGGACCUCCUUUCGCACAAGACAGUCAUCGCCCGUAGGCCAGCCUCCGGGUCCGGGCCUCUCCUCUCGGGCCCUGGUUUUGAGUCCCUCUUUCUCACCAGGGAGCCUCAGUAACAGGAGAGCCGAUGGGGCUGGGCUGGAAAAGCAAGGAAAGUGCCUCCUUAGAGGAGCCCCUGGCCCCGAGGCUUCUGGGCAGAUCGGGUCAAGGCUGAGCAAGCCCAUGCAGUCAGGAUCCUCCCCACUCUGCGUGUUCUCAAGUGGCUGUGGCUGA